This is a messenger RNA of Phasianus colchicus (ring-necked pheasant), 5672 nucleotides long. It is a transcript of the gene RASSF5, whose product is annotated as Ras association domain family member 5. NCBI's taxonomy places the organism in Eukaryota, Metazoa, Chordata, Aves, Galliformes, Phasianidae. The record is from RefSeq and is a predicted model, not a curated record. Gene Ontology annotation, cellular component: nucleus. Gene Ontology annotation, biological process: signal transduction.
CCCAUUCCUUGCUCUUAGCAGGAUGAGAUUUUGUUGCAGAGGUCAGCCUGUGGCCCCCGGUGAUGCUUGCUAAUAAAUUCCCUAUAUCCCUGUGUAUCUUGUGCACAUCGUCUGGUGGGAGGAGGUGGUGUACAUUGCCCCUUUCCCCUGCCUUUAAAUGUAGGUGCAGGUGUCUCAUGGAUGCAAAGCACUGCGUGGCACAGGAGGAGAAGUGAAGGUGCAUUCUGCCAAGAUGCAGAAGAAACGCAAGUGAGGGUCUGGCAGUGAGCUCUGGCUUCGUGUCUUCCAGUAAUUCUGGGGGAACUGAGGCUCCCCAGUCUGGGUUAGGGACAUGCACUGUACACCAGGCUGCUCCAGAAGGUUUUGGCAUGGAAUGCAUCUAAAGGCAGCACUGCAUGCUUGGUGCUGCUGUGAGAUGCUGCUGGGCUGGAUGGCUUCCCCCUUGAGUUCUCUAAGGGAAUGAGGCCAUGGGUGUGUUUCUUUGCAUCUUCCCCAUGUGUCAGUGGAUUUCCCCCCAUCAGUGUUAGAAAAGUGUGAUUUUUAGUAAGAUUAAAGGCUUGUUUCCUCUUCAGGGUGAUGAAAGCAGUGAGGGGUUAUCGAUGGCUCUGAUAACAACCACGGGGCACUCAUCAGUUCAUCAUUGAUGUGUUCCUGAUGUCCUCCCAUCACAGCCCCAGCGAGGAGAAAAGAAAAAGGGAAUAGAUGCCAGAAUACACUGGGGUAAUGGGGAACAGCACAGUGGGAAUGUGGGAAACGCCAUGGCUGGUGUAGCUGGCAGCCAGUAAAUAGCAUUAUCAAAUGUAAGCAAAGCAGGAGCGUCGGAGAAAGUUAGUAAAGUCCUGUUGGCAUGGGAUACCAAGCAUUAAUAAUCUGGGCCUUCAUCCAGCAAGGUACUUAAGUGUGCUGCAUUUGGGUCCUGGAUUGCUCUCCCUGGGUGCAGUGCAGCCAGCACAGCUUCUGCUGGGCUCAGCCCUGGGGCUGCAGCACCUGGGAUUUCCUGCAAGAAGAAAGGCUUCGAAUCAGAUCUUCAGUCUUGGUGUUACCAGUGGUGAUCUCCAGGCACAGGGCUGUGAUGGCAAAGUCCAGGCUGCUUGGGAAGCUUUGCCAUAGGCAGCUCCCUCCUUUUGUAACCCCAGAAUGCCCUGAGCUGAGGCUUUGGUGCUGACCCAACUCUACACCUGACACAGCAUUUGGUUCAGCUCAUGCCCUGCACGUUUGAUUUAAGCCUAUUUCCCUCCUACAUAUAAUAUAGCCCAGCCAGGCUGUGGAGGCUGAUGCCACCAUGCAACUGCAGAAGUGUGCAUGUUGCUAUGAGGAGAGCUUUGCUUUUUUGCAGUGUUAUGAGUUGCUUUGUAAAGGUGCCAUCUGGAUUCUCUCCUUCCGUGUUUGCGAUGCAGACGUCGCACCUCCCACUGUGCAGUGCUGUUGUGUUCGUGGUGCACAGCUGGAAUUGGGUCUGGAAUGUGCUGGUGGUGAGCUGGGCACAAAGAAUGGUGCACAGAGGGGUGCUGACAGUGGAGAGUGUGGGGCUGGGGGUCAGGUCUGUUUGGAUCUCCUGCGCUGUUGAUAGGAUGCCCUGCGAGCCACUGCAGGAACUGCAGCCACAGUGCUGCAGAGGAGAAGAGAAAUGCAUUCCCUGACUGUAAAGUUUCCAAAUAUUUACAGCUUGAGCAUAACUAGAAAGCAGCCUGAAGCCUCCUUAUCUACACCAGGGGAUGGGAGCAGCCCCGAGCCAGGGGUCUGCGCCAGGCUGAGUUACUGAGCACAAGUUUUUAUCCCCCUGCAGUGAGGGGAUUGCUGCAAAUGGGGGUGAAGGAGCUGGGCGGCAUUUCCCUGGCUUGCACCCACACCUGGAGCCGGCUCUGCUGGAACCGCUGCUCCCAAAGCAUCGGCAGAGCAGAGGGGCACCCGCUGCCCCCUGCACAGCGCUGCCCCGGACUCCCUACCCCUUCCCCACCUGUUUUUGGGGCAGCGCAUCUCUGCGAGCAUCCCUCGCUCCAGCCUGGGUUUGUUUCCCAGCUCAGCUCUAAGGACGCAGGGAAGGAGCAACGCGCUCUGUGAGCUCCGCAUCGAGGACACGUUUCCAAGCAUCAGCCCCACGGGAAGCUCCGGAGCUGCCCAGCACCUCAUCCCUGCUCUCAGGGUGAGAAAUUUUGCAAUGAGGAAGCGGGCGCGCUGCGCAGCAGGAAGGGGGAGGCGAUGCUGAGCAGCGAGCUGGGGGCGAAACGGCACGGCGGCCGCUCCAUGCUGCGCGGAGGCGGUGGAGGAGGAGAAGGAAGGUUUACCCGAAUUCGGGAGCGAUCGCUGCGGAUGAUGAGCAGUGGGAGCUGCAGAUGAGCGGCGGGCAGUGCGGGAUGUGAGCGCUGCGGGGCCGCCUUCGAUGACCAUCGGCAGCAGCAUGAGCAGCGGGUACUGCAGCUUGGAUGAAGACCUCGAGGAUUGCUUUUUCACGGCUAAAACCUCUUUCUUCCGCAGCGCUCCGAGCAAGGGCCCCGCCAAGAAUGUAACAAAAGCUGUAGAAGAAAAACCAGAGCCUCCAACUGUUGAGGAGAUCAAAGAGAAGAUCGAAAAAUACAAUGCAAAAGUUACAAACUGCCUGCUGAUGAAGCUGAGUGAUGAUGGGACCUACACAGGCUUCAUUAAGGUGCACCUGAAGCUGCGCCGCCCGGUGACGGUGCCGGCGGGGAUCCGACCCCAGUCCAUCUAUGAUGCCCUCAAGGAGGUGAACCUGGCAGACACCACGGAUAGGAGGACGUCCUUCUACCUGCCUCUGGAUGCCAUCAAGCAGCUGCACAUCAGCAGCACGACCACAGUGAGCGAGGUGAUCCAGGGGCUGCUGAAGAAGUUCAUGGUGGUGGAUAACCCGCAGAAGUUCGCGCUGUUCAAGGAGAUGCGGAAGGAUGGGCAAGUCCUCCUGCAGAAGCUGCCCCUCACUGAAUUCCCGCUGUACCUGCGGCUGCUGGCCGGCCCUGACACCGACGUGCUCAGCUUUGUGCUGAAAGAGAACGAGACCGGGGAAGUGGAGUGGGAUGCGUUCUCCAUCCCAGAGCUACAAAACUUCUUAAUGAUCCUGGACAAAGAAGAGAAGGACAAAAUCCAGCAAGUGAAAAGGAAGUAUGAGAAGUUCAAACAGAGACUGCAGCAGAGCUUGAAAGAGGCUGGAGACAAACCUGGCUAACCCUCAGGGCACACCGGCAGUCAGACUAAGCUACGUGUUGUUCUUAAAACGAACAGACUCUUCUCAGGACAUCUUUUGGUGGUCACCCUCUCACUUCAUCCCUCCAUUAAGGACAUAGCACCCAUUACACGGACACGUUGUGUUUCUUUCUUUUGAAACCUCAUAUCCCAGGACCAGAGCCAGCCGAAGAAUGGGACGUCUGCACCAGAGCUGCUGGGAUGUGCUGAGCAGCUGUGUGGGCAAUGCUGAACCCAGCAGGAAGAGCUGGCUGAGCUGCUCACGCUCCUCCCAGCAGCUCUCUUGCUACGGUUCUGCAGUUGCAUUGCGUGUGCCCACGUGGCCCAGUUCUCAUUUCUUAAGCAGGGCACAGGAAGGAGCAGAUGACACAGAGGUUGGUGCACCGACCCAUGCGGGUGUUGCAGCUGUAACCAAUGCCAGACAGGCUUGUUCAAGGCUAAGGUGGGAAAUGCAGUCAUGGCAGCUGCAACACCCUGAUGUUCCUUCGGUAAGUGAUAUUCAUUCCAGGGAAAGUCAUUUAUUUUGUUUCUAAUUAACUUUGAAAACAGACUUGAAUUUGAGCAAAUAUCCAUGAUGCUUAGCUGAGCUAGCCUGUAUGUUACGAGUCUUCUACUCUGUAGGAAUUGGGACCUAUGUUUUAAGAGAAAAGCAUGAAGGUGGGGGUGUGGGAUGGUGGUUCUGCAUAGAAACCUGAGCAAUACACAGCCAGCAGAUGAUUGCAGGGAAGCUCAAACCCCUCUUUCACCCAUCAGACCCAUUUUGAGCUGUGAAGGGGUCUGGCAGGAGGGAGAGGAGCUCCAACCCAGGCUGGGUUGUGGACGUGGUGCAGGAGAUCCUUAGCACCAGGAAGAGCAAGGGAACCACAAACCUGAGAUGCUUUCCUGCCACCACCUCCUUGCACCAUGCCUCCUCUUGCUGAACCCCCCGUGUGCUGCUCUCCCACCUCUUUUCUCCCUUCCUGGUGCAAGGGAUGCUAUGGGGAUGCCAAUCCCAGAGGUGAUUUCCCCACGUUUACUUUCAGCACUUUGUACUGAGCACGCUGCACGUUCCAUCUUCCCUCUGUUCAGAGGACGGUGCAGCACAGUGUGAAAAGUGAACAUGAAAACUAGCUGGAUUCAGAUGGAGCAUGUGAAAUGCUCCUGGUGAUUCGAGUGACUCCCACCCAUGUGAAGUGGGAAGGAACAGGUUAUUAGGGAACAGGUGAUGGAGACAAUUUGGAAGAGUCUAAAAUGUACCUCAGUGCCUUUUAUUUUUCCUGAAGUGUGAAAACUUUACAUUUGGGCUAAGGAGGAGGUUGGAAGGGGCUUUUGCCAAAGCCUUGGCAGUGCUCCCCCAGGUCCCUGCAGGCUGCUUUUGUCCAGAGAGAGAAGAGGAACUGUUGUUCCUUUCUGCACGAUGACUGCUUGGCUUUUUUCCCCUCCCACCCCCAGAUUUAUACUUGAGUAUGUUUAUAAAGGUAUGAGAGUAACUGCAUCACUUACAGCCCUCACUUUGUACAGAUGCCACUUGGUGCAAGCUCAGUUCCAGCUCUUGCCUUACUCAGUGGUGUAAAAGGGUUUCCACUGCCACUGGUGCAGGAAGGGCCUCCCAGCUGUACUGUAUUCUCUACCCAGAUGACCUUUAACAGCAUGGCAGCAGCCCAAAUACAGCAGCAAUUUUCAUGCUCUGCGGCUGUUUGCCUGUUUAUAAAAAUACUUAUUACUUUGCUAUGCACAUGUGAAGUAAUUUAAGUAACAUUUAUCCACUGCUUUGAGUCUUGAAAGCACUGUAUAAAUACUUCUGUUCAGUCAAGUGUAAGAACACUGUAGAAACUGCCACUGGUUCUGAGAAACAAGACCCAGAUGCUUGCUUUCAAAUCCCUUAUCUUUCUGGCUAUGAGUUUUAAAAAGAUUAUUAUUAUUUUUCCUGGUUGCUGUUGUUUUCUACUCGAGUUCUGGUGACCAUCUCCCCUUCCCUUCCUGGAACCCAGCAUGUCUUUGACAUUCUGUAGAAGGCAUGGCUUCUUAUGCAAUGACUGUGAAUGCUGCUGAAAACCUCCUGCAAAGAGGAGGGUUCUUUCUUUUAUUUUUUUUUCUUUUAUUUUUUAAAGAUAUGGGGCAUUGGAAGUGGUAGAUAUUGAAACUCGAAUUCCCAGCAGUCAGUUAUGUCCAGGACAGGCAUAUUGGGCCCCUUCCUUAAAGCUGAGUACUGUUGGCAGUGCCUUUGGUUAGUAUGUUGUGUUGCCUAGUUUGUGUGACUUUAUUUCUCAUGGCUCUUGUAAAACAUGUAAAAUAAUGUGUAUAGAAUGGAAUAAGCAAAGCUUCUAUGGCAAAGUGAAAUGCAUUUUUUGCGAUGCUGUAAUUUAUUUUUAUUACUCCUUAGUAAUUCUAUGGCAUUUUUAAAAAAUGUCUCACUCCCAGCUUUUUUUGAAGGUUCUGAAACUACUUAUUCAUAUGCAGACAGUGUAAAAGACAACGACAAUAAAACUGUCAGUAAU